Molecule: messenger RNA, 1402 nt
Organism: Heteronotia binoei (common prickly gecko)
Lineage: Eukaryota; Metazoa; Chordata; Lepidosauria; Squamata; Gekkonidae
Product: translational activator of cytochrome c oxidase 1
Exons: 5
Coding region: 13-846 (277 amino acids)
Cellular component (GO): mitochondrion
Source: RefSeq, a predicted model, not a curated record
CCCAUCCAAGCCAUGUCUGCGGGCGCCAUGCUCAUGCAGGUGAAUGUCCUCUUUCGCCGACACCUUUGGAUGUUUCUGGACCACCCCAGCCGCACCAUCCAUGCCUCUUGCGCUGUGUUUGCCGGACACAACAAGUGGUCCAAAGUCAGACACGUCAAGGGACCCAAGGAUAUGGCUCGGAGCCGCCUCUUUCAGAAGCUCUCUAUGUUGAUCCGACUAGCUGUAAGAGAAGGAGGUCCCAAUCCAGAACUGAACACUAACUUAGCCAAUAUUAUUGAGCAGUGUCGCAGCAAGAGCAUGCCAAAAGCCUCCAUCGAAGGAGCUAUUGCUGGCGGGGACAAAUCUAAAUCCACCCUCCAGUUGUACGAAGCACGUGGCCCUGGUGGUUCCUCUCUUCUAAUUGAAAUACUGACGGACAACGCAAAGAGGUCUUCCCAGGCAAUUCGACAUCUUAUGAAUGUACACGGGGGACAAAUUGCUGAUGGAGUGCGGCAUAACUUUGAGAAGAAGGGCAUUAUUGUGGUGGGCACCAAGGACCAGGCUGGCAACCCUGUCAGCUUAGAGCGGGCACUUGAGUUGGCUAUUGAAGCUGGUGCAGAAGAUGUCCAAGAAGAGGAAGAUGAGGAAGAGAAAAUUAUGCUGAAGUUCAUUUGCUCUGUGCCUACCUUGAGGGAAGUCCGUGAAAAGCUGGACGUGCUGGGUCUCUGCUCGUGUUCAGCCAGCCUGGAGUUCAUCCCAACUAUUACCGCCCAGCUGUCGGAUGAGGAGAUGGAUCGGGCAUCACAGCUGAUACAGGCACUCGGAGAUUGUGAAGAUGUCAUACGAGUCUAUGACAACAUUGCCUAAAAUUGCAGCCUUUCUCAACAGUACCUCUCUGUGAGCUGCCAAAACCCUAAAAAUUGAGUUUUCACAGACAUCAGAUGUGGGGUGCCUCUUUGCCUGUGAAAAUGGACAACUGGGAAGGGGGAGGAUUGUGGGCUGCCCUCACUGGUACCAUUCCUCACCUAGAGGCAGGCCCACCAAAGGCAAUAGUUGCAUCAAGGAAAUGUGAAUGGUGGGAGAAUGUUAGGGACAGGCCAGCAACAGCUUGGGCUCAAGGUUCUGCUCUCUGCACAGCGUCUGCCAGGUGGUGCUGCCGGAAAGGCCUACAAUCAUCUCUGGCUGGGGCUUGCUGUGUUCCCUGCUGGAGCACAGCAACUGCAGCCGCAUUGAUAGCUUUUCAGUCUUGUUGUUAGCCUAGUGCUGGCCCAGGAAUGGCAAUGAAUUGUGGGUACUCCUGAGCCAGAGGUUGAUGUAGUUCUUGAACUGCUUCCUAUGUUACCUAAACCUAGAUGUUUCCUUCAGAUGUUAUUUUGGGGUGUGACAGACUGGUAAAUCUGCAAAAUAAAUGCUUUUGAUAAAA